Molecule: messenger RNA, 5214 nt
Organism: Entelurus aequoreus (snake pipefish)
Lineage: Eukaryota; Metazoa; Chordata; Actinopteri; Syngnathiformes; Syngnathidae
Product: neuroendocrine convertase 2-like
Exons: 12
Coding region: 152-2101 (649 amino acids)
Biological process (GO): protein processing
Cellular component (GO): trans-Golgi network; Golgi membrane
Molecular function (GO): serine-type endopeptidase activity
Source: RefSeq, a predicted model, not a curated record
CCCUCCUCCUCCUUAUUAUCCUCCUCCUCCUCAUCCUCAUCCUCAUCCUCAUCUCUCACCGGGAGCGUCCACACGCCAAGAACGACGGCAGGCAGGGAGAGACGCGGUGGAGGGCAAAGGAAGGCAUUGGCAAUUAUCAACCCUGGUCACGAUGCGUGGAUCUCCCCGCCACGGGACGCGCGCAGGGUGGACGCCGCCGCUGCUGCUGCUGCUGCUGCUGCCCACGAUGCUGCUGGCGUCGCAGGCUGCGGAGAGGCAGCGGUCCACGGAGCACGUCGUGGUCCAGCUAAGCGAGGAGGCGCCGGAGGAGGAGGCGCGCCAACUUGCAGCCCAGUACGGCUACCAGAGUGCACGCAAGGUCGCCUUUGGAAAGGGGCUCUACCACCUUUACCCCCAGGACUCCGCCAAGAGACGUAGCAAACGCAGCGCUCGCGGCAGACAGCGGCUCCAAAAAGACAGCCGGGUGAAGAGCAUUCUGGAGCAAGAAGGUUUCGACCGGCAGAAGCGAGGCUACAGAAGUUUAAACGACAUGGACGUCAACAUAAGCGACCCGCUGUUCACCAAACAGUGGUAUCUGAUAAACACGGGCCAGGCAGACGGCACACCCGGGCUGGAUCUUAAUGUGGCUGAAGCGUGGCAACUGGGCUACACCGGCCAUGGCGUUACCAUUGCCAUAAUGGAUGAUGGCAUCGACUAUCUGCAUCCAGACCUGGCAUCAAAUUACAACGCAGAAGCCAGUUAUGACUUCAGCAGCAACGACCCGUACCCUUUUCCACGCUACACGGACGACUGGUUUAACAGUCACGGCACAAGAUGUGCCGGGGAAGUGUCGGCGGCGGCCAACAACAACAUUUGCGGUGUGGGAGUGGCCUACAACUCCAAAGUGGCAGGUAUUAGGAUGUUGGACCAGCCAUUCAUGACCGACAUCAUAGAAGCUUCAUCCAUCAGCCACAUGCCUCAAGUCAUUGACAUCUACAGCGCCAGCUGGGGGCCCACCGAUGACGGCAAGACCGUGGAUGGCCCCCGAGAGUUAACCCUUCAGGCCAUGGCUGAUGGCGUCAACAAGGGCCGAGGAGGGAAAGGCAGCAUCUACGUGUGGGCCUCGGGAGACGGCGGUAGCUACGACGACUGCAACUGUGACGGUUACGCCUCCAGCAUGUGGACCAUUUCCAUCAACUCCGCCAUCAACGACGGACGCACGGCGCUCUAUGACGAGAGCUGCUCCUCCACUCUGGCCUCCACCUUCAGCAACGGACGCAAAAGGAACCCGGAGGCUGGCGUGGCCACCACAGACCUUUAUGGAAACUGCACACUGCGUCACUCUGGAACGUCAGCAGCAGCUCCAGAGGCAGCUGGAGUCUUCGCUCUGGCCCUUGAGGCAAACCCGGACCUAACAUGGAGAGACAUGCAGCACCUGUCGGUGCUGACCUCCAAGAGGAACCAGCUCCACGACGAGGUCCACCAGUGGAGGAGGAACGGCGUGGGCCUGGAGUUCAACCACCUGUUCGGCUACGGCGUGCUGGACGCGGGCGGCAUGGUGAAAAUGGCCAAAGAUUGGAAGACGGUGCCCGAGCGUUUCCACUGCGUGGCCGGAUCCAUCCAGGAGAACCAUAAAAUCCAGUCGGGCAACAAGCUGGUUCUGGCCAUCGCCACCGACGCCUGCCGGGGCAAGGACAACUUUGUCCGCUACCUGGAACACGUCCAGGCGGUCAUCACCGUCAACGCCAGCCGCCGGGGCGACCUCAACAUCAACAUGACCUCGCCCAUGGGCACCAAGUCCCUCCUCCUCAGCCGGAGGCCCCGCGACGACGACUCCAAAGUGGGCUUCGACAAGUGGCCCUUCAUGACCACCCACACCUGGGGCGAGGACCCGCGCGGGACCUGGGUGCUGCAGGUGGGCUUCCGAGGCGAGGAGCUCCAGCGAGGCGUCCUCAAGGAGUGGACCCUCAUGCUGCACGGAACACAAAGUGCCCCUUACAUAGACCAGAAGGUGCGCGACUACCAGUCCAAGCUGGCCAUGUCGAAGAAGGAGGAGCUGGAGGAGGAGCUGGACGAGGCCGUGGAGAGAAGCUUGAACAGCUUGCUGAGUAAAAGCAACUAAAAAUCUCGCCUGCAUGACCCUAACUCGCUUCUCAUCCUUCCUAUCGCUACUUCUACCUCUCUCGCCCUCCUCACCCUGCUUUUUCUACAUUUCAGUUCCGACCUUCAAUGAAUGUUCUGUGUUAUCAAUGACAGUAUACCCUUCAGUAAUCGGAGAAACAUCAUUUUUACACUCGUGGUCAAAAGUUUACAUACACUUGUGAAGGACAUUGUUAUGGUUACUGAGGGGAGGUGACGGCAACAGACACCAGGGGGCUCUAAGUAUUUAUUAUAUAUAGUCACUAUAUAUAAUAAUCAAACAAUAAUAAUAUAAACUAAGGAAAUGGAGUGUGAACUAGAUCCAGAAGUGUAUGUGGUGCGUAGCUAUGGGUGUGAUUAGCUGUAGUGUGUGUUACCUAGUGUUGUGUUGGGUGAGAGGAGGGACAAGGCAGGAAGACAGACAGCGAGAGGCGUCGAGAGGCAGUCCGGGAAGCAGGGGAACGACGACGAGGAAUGACGAGACGCACAGCAACGUCAGACGCGGGAACGGAGGUUGUACGCCAACAGAAGAUUAUACUCCGGCGCGGCAUAGCAGGUUGUGCGAGCUUAUGAAGGCAGCUCGUUCAUCCCGGGCAGGUGCGCUGAUUACAGAUCUCCUGCAGCCGUGCGGAGGUGCGCCCGCAGCGGAGAGGAAACGCCCAUGGGCGCACAGACGGAUGAGCGGCGUUGGCAGGAGUCUGAGCCGUAACAGACAUAAUGUCAUGGCUGUCUUGAGUUUCCAAUUCAACUUCUACAACUCUUAUAUUUUUUUGUGAUAGAGUGAUUGGCGCACUGUCAUGAUCCGUGGACCGGAUCAUGUUUUGUUGUGUUCUGUUAGUUUUGGACUCCCUGAGUUACUGUUUGUACACCUCUGGGUUUGUUUUUGUUUCCAUGGGGAUUUAUUGGGUUCACCUGCCUCUGGUUAGCUCAGCUGCUGUCAGCCACUAAUCAGAAAGCUAUUUAUUGACUUUGCUCGCUACGUUAAGUCUGGCUUCAUUGUUUGCUUCUUGCCACAGUUAUGUGAGUAUUCCUUAUCUCUAGUCUAUACUAGUGUUAGCUUUAGCGUCCAGUGCGAUCGGCACUUUUUCGUUUUUGGUACUUGUUUGAUUUCGACAAAUAUAAAUCAUGUUCCUACCCGCACGUCCUGUCCGGAGUGGUCCAUCUGCAUCCCGGGGGGAGCGAACCCCGCAAUAAAAUGCGACCCAAUCGUGACAAGCACAUACUUGUUUGUCACAAAAAGAAACAUUCAUGAAUUUUGGUUCUUUUAUGAAUUUAUUAUGGGCCUACUGAAAAUGUGACCAAAUCUGCUGGGUUAAUAUUUGGUUACAUGUCCCUUGGCAAGUUUCACUGCAAUAAGGCGCUUUUUGGUAGCCAUCCACGAGCUUCUGGUUGAAUUUUUGACCACUCCUCUUGACAAAAUUGGUGCAGUUCAGCUAAAUUUGUUGGUUUUCUGACAUGCACUUGUUUCUUCAGCAUUGUCCACACGUUUAAGUCAGGACUUUGGGAAGGCCAUUCUAAAACCUUCUUUCUAGCCUGAUUUAGCCAUUCCUUUACCACAAAGAAUUAGCUGUUUGGCCACAAUACCCAGCAAUAGGUUUGGAGGAGAAAAGAUGAGACAUUUAAUCCCAGGAACACCAUAACUACCGUCAAGCAUGGUGGUGGUAGCAUUAUGCUCUGGGCCUGAUUUGCUGCCAAUGUAACUGUUUUUUUACAGAGAGUAAAUGGGACAAUGAAAAAAGAGGAUUACCUCCAAAUUCUGGUAGCCAUCCACGAGCUUCUGGUUGAAUUUUUGACCACUCCUCUUGACAAAAUUGUUGCAGUUGGUUUUCUGACAUGGACUUGUUUCUUCAGCAUUGUCCACACGUUUAAGUCAGGACUUUGGGAAGGCCAUUUUAAAACCUUAAAUUCUAGCCUGAUUUAGCCAUUUCUUUACCACAAAAAAAUUAGCUGUUUGGCCACAAUACCCAGCAAUAGGUUUGGAGGAGAAAAGGUGAGACCUUUAAUCCCAGGAACACCAUAACUACCGUCAAGCAUGGUGGUGGUAGCAUUAUGCUCUGGGCCUGAUUUGCUGCCAAUGUAACUGUUUUUUUACAGAGAGUAAAUGGGACAAUGAAAAAAGAGGAUUACCUCCAAAUUCUGGUAGCCAUCCACGAGCUUCUGGUUGAAUUUUUGACCACUCCUCUUGACAAAAUUGGUGCAGUUGGUUUUCUGACAUGGACUUGUUUCUUCAGCAUUGUCCACACGUUUAAGUCAGGACUUUGGGAAGGCCAUUUUAAAACCUUAAAUUCUAGCCUGAUUUAGCCAUUCCUUUACCACAAAAAAAUUAGCUGUUUGGUCACAAUACCAAGCAAUAGGUUUGGAGGAGAAAAGGUGAGACCUUUAAUCCCAGGAACACCAAAACUACCGUCAAGCAUGGUGGUGGUAGCAUUGUGCUCUAAGCCUGUUUUGCUGCCAAUGGAACUGAUGCUUUACAGAGAGUAAAUGGGACAAUGAAAAAAGAGGAUUACCUCCAAAUUCUGGUAGCCAUCCACGAGCUUCUGGUUGAAUUUUUGACCACUCCUCCUGACAAAAUUGGUGCAGUUGGUUUUCUGACAUGGACUUGUUUCUUCAGCAUUGUCCACACGGACUUUGGGAAGGCCAUUCUUAAAUCUUAAUUGUAGCCUGAUUUUGGCCAUUCCUUUACCACUUUUGACGUGUGUUUGGGGUCAUUGUCCUGUUGGAACACCCAACUGCACCCAAAACCCAACCUCCGGGUUGAUGAUUUUAGCUUGUCCUGAAGAAUUUGGAGGUAAUCCUCCUUUUUCAUGGUCCCAUUUACUCUCUGUAAAGCACCAGUUCCAUUGGCAGCAAAACAGGCCCCAGAGCAUAAUACUACCACCACCAUGCUUGAUGGUAGGUUUGGUGUUCCUGGGAUUAAAGGCCUUACCUUUUCUCCUCCAAACAUAUUGCUGGGUAUUGUGGCCAAACAGUUCAAUUUUUUGUUUCAUCUGACAUCACAUGGACAAAGAUAAGACCUUCUGGAGGAAAUUUCUGCGGUCGGAUGAAACAUUUGGUUAAACUUGCGGACAAUGCUGAAGAAACAAGUCCAUGUCAGAA